AUGACGACAUCGGAACGACGACUUGUCGGCUUUUCUGAAGCCCUGGACUGGCGUUCUAUGAACUUUAUGGAUCUCAUCUCGCUCAGGGGUUGCUCCUUGUGCAGCGUCGUUCCCCAAGUGACGUAUGUUCUGGAAUGUUCGCACGCGCUCUGCGAACUGUGCUACCACAAUGUUCGUCAGGGUGAAAGACGAUGUCCUUUAGACGAUGAAGACUUUGAAGAGAUUAAUACAAGUAAGUUGAUCCUGAAACCGGGACAAAUUUGGAAGCAAAAGGCGCGGUGUUGCAACUUCAAGGAUGGAUGUGAUUUUGUGGGAACUGUUGAAGAAGUAAAGCAGCACUUUUUCAACCAUUGUACCUUUCAUGCUGUCACCUGCAGCCGAUGCCAAGUAAAGGUGCUUCGAAAAGAGAUCGUUGAUCAUUACGUGCAAGAAUGUAGGUCACGGGAUGCUGUGUGCUCAUCGACAAAUGUCAUGGAGAUGGGAAGAAAGAUAGACGUCUCAUUGGGAAUCGUGGCAGACCGACUGGCUGCAGUGGAGAAUCAGCUGCACAGCCAUGCAAUAACAAUAGGAACUACCAAGCACACUGUAGUAUCGAAUGGUGUUAUACUGAAAGAGUUUGUGGAACGACAAGAGCGCAUAGCAAACCAUGACAGCCUCGGAACUGUGAAAGAUACGCUACAUGGCAUGAUGGAGCACAUCGAAGAACUGACCGUGUUUUUGCGCACCAUAAAAGAUGCUUCGUCGUAUUUUAUUUCAGAGAACGCGGCAGCGCCAGUAGAGCAAAGUACCACUAUAUCGGACAACGAGUAUGAAGUUGGAGCUAUUCAAAACUCACCCAGCGGGACCACGCCUGGCACUAACGACCAUACGACCAAAUUGAAGGAGAUUAUCAAAGUUGCCCUCGGUGCUUAUAAGCAAGUGACCAGUUUCCAUGAAAUGUUGAGCGAGAUGUAUCAAUUUUGCUGUUUGAAGGGCAGUGUCGCCUAUUUCCACUUUGAUUAUUUUGCCGCUCGUAGGAAAGAAUCGUUAAACAAGCAAGUGCAAGAAUGGUCUGGAGUGUUCGUCUUGCAUGGCUACUCUUGUAGACUGCACGUGCAAAUGGGUACAUGUAAUGGAGACCUGUACUUGGGUGUUUUCCUAUGCAUUUGUCAGAGCUCGAAUGACAGCCUUUUGAGAUGGCCGUUCACAUACCCUUGUACCCUGAUGUUAGUUCACCCAACCGAUGAGACAAAGAACGUUGAGCAUCAUAUUGACGUCUUAAAACACAUGGAUGAGCACAGCGACGUUUUCAGCAAACCAGUUGGAGAUCGCAACCCAAUGUUUGGCACACCUGUGCUCUGCAAAUUACAAGAUGUAGUGAAGGGAGGUUUCGUACAUAACGACUCUAUCACUGUCAGUGUAAGGAUUCCCUAA
Ornithodoros turicata is the source of this 1413-nucleotide messenger RNA. RefSeq names its product TNF receptor-associated factor 3-like. The record is from RefSeq and is a predicted model, not a curated record. The coding region runs from base 1 to 1413 and encodes 470 amino acids. Gene Ontology annotation, molecular function: zinc ion binding; protein binding. The transcript has a single exon. Lineage: Eukaryota; Metazoa; Arthropoda; Arachnida; Ixodida; Argasidae.